Messenger RNA from Styela clava, 2291 nucleotides. RefSeq names its product transmembrane protein 39A-like. The record is from RefSeq and is a predicted model, not a curated record. Lineage: Eukaryota; Metazoa; Chordata; Ascidiacea; Stolidobranchia; Styelidae. Gene Ontology annotation, cellular component: membrane.
CUUUAUUUUGCAGUGUUUUUAGACGAAACACUGAAAGUUUACUGUCUAAAUAUUUCAGUGCCGUUGCAUAUGUCUACUUUGUAAUGCUGAAAGCCUGAAACAUGCCUGGUGGUAUGAAUGUCGGUGGUAAACGCUCCAUUCGUCAACAGCAGAUGAACUGCAGAACCAGAUUUGUACGAAACCGAAGUUACACUAGCUCAAGUCAUUCCCCAGUGGAUACAGCAACACCACCACAGAACAUAGGAAAAGAAGUUUGUUCAUCAAAUACAACAGUUUCUGCAAUAUGUCACCCUUCUGUUCCGGAUUUACACUGUCUCGGAAAUAUUGGCUUUGAAGCUCUUUUCGUUCUUUAUCUUCUCACAGCAUUGUUUUGUCAGUAUAUUUAUUUAUAUAAGACUGUCUGGUGGUAUCCUGUGACUCUGCCACCAAGUACGACAUCGCUGAAUUUUCAUCUGAUUGAUCACAAUUUAACUUUGUUCCUAGCUGUUUUUUUAUCAAGGCGAUUUGUUUGGUCACUGCUUUGGGACUUCUUGCGCCCGAACCCAGACAAUGCUCCAAGAAUAAUAGCGUGGUUGUUGAUUUGUUUUUUUACUGGAAUCUUAUGGUUAUUUUUCUUGAUGAUGCCUUUGGCAUAUUUGUUCUACUCAACUUCACUUUUGAACAUGGUCGUUUUGUGCUAUCCGAUAUUGCUUUGGGUACCACUUACUGGUCUCUCUGGUGAUUCUUGUCUCAAUUUGAUCAUUACAUGGCUGAGCAUGACUGAUGUUUCUGGAAAAAUUGGUACAGAUUCUGUUGGAAGCGGAAGUUCAUUGGCUAGUCAUUCCACACAAAACAAGAGAUGUGAUUUAGAUGUGACAAGUCAACUUUUGAAUCAACCAGAAUCAAGUGGUUCUCAGAUUGAUUUUGCAGCUCUAGGAAACUCAUCAAAUCCACAUGCAAUAAGAAAUGAGGUCAAAUUACUCUGUCAAGAUUUUAACUCACGAAUAUCAGAAAUUGUUUUUUGUUCCAUGGUUUGUGCAUACUAUGUUGGACUUGUUCCUAUGUUUUUUAUGAAGUCUCAUCAAUAUUAUGACAUGACAUGGUCGUUGCAACAUACAAUAUUAGUUCUGUUGAACUCAUUUGCACUACUUUCAUCUCAUCUGUUAAAUCCAAGAUAUCUACAUGUUCUUCAUAAAUGUGCCCUUUUGCUUGGUGACUACAAAUUAGAGAACGACUCAGCUAAAGCUGGAAAUUCUAACAUCGGUGUUGAAUCGGAAACUGAUGGUAAAGAGAAUGCUCUUACAUCAUUAGAACGAAAAAGCGGUAUUAAAGAGUGGUCUGCCGAUUCAGUUUUUCAAUGCUAUACAAAAGUGAAGCAUAAUGGCAAGAUAUAUCAAAGCACUGGAAUUCAUAAUGUUGCUGAGCCAGAAGAUGUAACACAUUAUAGAUUUUACUUCAUGUUCAACGAUCCUUUACGAAUAAUGAAUUGGUUGUUACUCGCCCAUGUUAUCGUUGUUUUAUUUCAAAUAUAUCUUCUCAUAUCGUCGUUGAAAUGGGAUCACUUAAUCUCAAUUGCUCUAAUGCAGUUUUUCAGUUACUAUGUGCUGUUUAGGUCAUUACGUGAUCGAAUAGUUCUGGGAAAGGCACACAGUUUUCAUCAUGAAGUUUAUAAAUCCAACAGUACAUGAAAGAAGUUGAACCAUGGACUAUUAUGCCGACUUGAAGCAGUGCUUUUAUAAUCAUUCUGUGACCAUAACGCAUACUCUUCUCAAAUCGAGUAUAUUUAUGGUUGAAAUGUACUUGGCAAGGACCAGCAGUACUACCCUUAUCCACAUGAAACUUACUGUAUUAAGUUUUGUGCGUGGUGGGAGACACAAUAGAGGUGUAUAGGCUAAAAAUAAGAAAAACAGCCCAUUUUGGAUAUGUAUUGCACAGUGGUGUGUGUUAGCCAUCUAAUCGGACUUUAAUAUAUUAUGAAGAAAUGCAGUUGCUUUUUUAAGAUUGUUUGGGAGUCAGGAUGCAUCUUACCACGACAAUGAAAUGUGCGGGGGCUAGCCUGCGGCUGUGGUUUUGGGGAAAAUUAUCAAUUCGAGCCAUUUUAUUACCUCCCAUCUGCGGGAUAAUUUUUCAAAUGGUUUCAAGACUACCAGCGUUUAUGACAGAAGAUUUGGACUUUUGUUGUAUUGUUUAAAUGCUAUUCGCUGGUCAAUUAGUAGGCUUGUGUCGUGGUUUGGUCACAUUUUUAUUAAACUGACACUUGUGAUGAUUCAAUUUUGCAACUUUAUAUGAGCAUUAUAUAGCAACGAUAUAGA